Molecule: messenger RNA, 809 nt
Organism: Hemibagrus wyckioides
Lineage: Eukaryota; Metazoa; Chordata; Actinopteri; Siluriformes; Bagridae
Product: transcription factor HES-5-like
Exons: 2
Coding region: 71-541 (156 amino acids)
Biological process (GO): regulation of neurogenesis; regulation of transcription by RNA polymerase II; anterior/posterior pattern specification
Cellular component (GO): nucleus
Molecular function (GO): RNA polymerase II cis-regulatory region sequence-specific DNA binding; DNA-binding transcription factor activity, RNA polymerase II-specific; protein dimerization activity
Source: RefSeq, a predicted model, not a curated record
GAGGGAUCCUCACUCCAGACCACAUCUGACUCGCUCUCCUCAGAGAAGCACAAGCUCUCCUUCUGAAACCAUGGCUCCUACUUGCAUGCCUUCUGCUGACUACUCAAAGCUUUCCAACAAGGAAAAACAUAAACUAAGAAAACCAGUGGUGGAAAAAAUGCGCCGUGAUCGCAUCAACAGCUGCAUCGAGCAGCUUAAGGUGAUGCUGGAGAAAGAAUUCCACCAGCAAGACCCCAACACCAAGCUGGAGAAAGCUGACAUUCUGGAAAUGACUGUCGUCUUCCUGAAGCAGCAGCUGCAAAGCCAGAUCUCAGCGCCUCAGAAAGCUCACUGUGACGGUUACUCUCAGUGCUGGAGGGAGACCGUGAACUUCCUGUCUGCCAACUCCAAACUUGACGUGACGCUUCAGCAUCUCAACCGCGGUCAAGAAGCCCAGAGAGCACAGAAAGAUUUACAGGUGUCUCCGCGUUGCUCCCAGAUCCACCAGGCUCCGGUCAAGCAGGAGAUCAGCGUGAACAGACCUGUGUGGAGGCCGUGGUAGAGACACUGAUCACUGAGACUCUCUCAUGUUAACCAGAUGGUAGUUUCACCAUCGCAAAGUCGGAGUGUAUUUUCCAUUCCAGUAUCUUCAGGUCAUUUUCUCAUGUUGGGUUUUGAUCAGUGUAUGUGUAUUGUAUGUCCUCCCUAUGGGUGGGGCAAGGUUAUCAAUUAACCCAUGUCAUUUAUCUUCAUAUUGAAGAGCUAUAUAUCUGAUUUGUCUUAACUCCAGUGAAGUUUUAUUUAUUAAAUUAUUCUAAUUGACAGUAUUU